Aspergillus lentulus is the source of this 5490-nucleotide messenger RNA. RefSeq names its product putative SNF2 family helicase/ATPase. The record is from RefSeq and is a predicted model, not a curated record. Gene Ontology annotation, cellular component: nucleus. Gene Ontology annotation, molecular function: protein binding; ATP binding; ATP hydrolysis activity. Lineage: Eukaryota; Fungi; Ascomycota; Eurotiomycetes; Eurotiales; Aspergillaceae.
AUGGAAUCUGAUGAUGGCGAUCCCCUCGACUGGACAGUUGACGAAGUAGUAGCCUUCCUCUGCCAUAAUCCUGAGACACCGUGGUCGCAGUCUGCGUCGCAGGCCCCUCGGCCAAACCCUGUCCAAUUCGAAGCCGCUCUUCGAGAAAAUUUGAUAACCGGGGAGGUGCUGUUGCAUGAUGUCGACAAGGAAACUCUACGGGAAGAGCUUGGACUCAAAGCUAUCGGUCAUCGUAGCUCUAUGCUUAUGGCAAUACGCUACCUUCAGCGACGUUCUCAGAAAUACCAGCGUUCGAGGGUGGAGUUUGCUUCGCAACUUGAUGAUCGCCGGUAUUCAGUUACCCCAAGUCACUUAACAGCUGUUAUUCCAGGCUCUUUCGAAGAAUUCUCGUCACCGAUUCAUCAGAACUCCGUGCUGCCAGCAGCGACUCCUCAGAGCCUGAUACAGCGCCCUUGUUGGAUGACCCCCUCAGCAUCUACAGUUCCCCAAAAUAAAAGGUCCUUUCCACCGGAUGCUGCGACUUCUAGUGAUCUGAGGGGCGACGAGUCUGCUACAACGACCGCUACUGCUAAAGCUAGUGGAAGUGCAACCACUACCAGCGAGAGACCUCCAAGCUUCGCCCCACCUGCGGGACAACGUAAAGAUCCAUCCAACCCUGGCGACCGCGUACGUGCUUAUGAACACAUCGUGGUUGAUGCUGAAGGAAAGAAGCGACGCCGGCUGGAUUUGAGCUCUCUGCCCGAAUCACAAAAGAACCCUCAUGGCUUAAAGUCCUCGAGCUCUCCGCAAGACAAGGACUGGUACAUGGGACCAGAUCGGAUUCUGCCUUCGCAAUUAUUCUAUCCGUCUACCUCUGAUGAGGAGGAUCAUUCGUUCGUAAUGCUUGGUCCUCAGAAUUUGCCUACCGCUCAGCGCCACUUCGUGAGAAAGUGCAUGAACUAUUUCUUCAGACAGCAACCCAUGCAGUUGAGUUCUGAUAAUGAAAGUAGUCAGAUGGCUCUGAUCCCAUAUGAUUACUCAAAGGUGAGCGAGCACGACAAGAAAUUCUUCACGUUGUACACUGCCACAAGUGGAAAUGUGUCAGUUACACAAGAGGACAUAAAGAAAUGGCCCCAGUUAGAACAAGCAAGGGCUGCCGGCUCGCGACUGUCGCAAACACUGGAGCCAUCCGACCCUUAUUCAUACCUCCUUCAGAAAUACCCUGCUGCGGAAGACAAUCAAGACGUCUGCCCCUUAUACGGUGACUCGGGUUCAGAAGGAGAGUAUGAUGAAGAAACUUGGCAGGAGAUUGCUAAUGAACGCGAUGAUACUGCUCAAAGUAAACCGGCAAAGCUGACUCCCACUGAGGUUGACUCAGUGAUCGAAGAUUAUAUGGCUGAGUUUGUGAAUCGGUGGCGCCAGAAUGGCUUACCGAAGGAGAAGUAUAAGGCCCGGAAGCUUUGGGUCACAGCUCGAAGGGCCAAGUGUACUUACCAAAAAGUCAAGGCUAUUAAUCGCGACAUCGCCUUGCUAGAGAAACGGUUGGGUAAAGUGCUCGAAGCAAUACGCGGAAGUGAAUAUGCCUCAACGUCGGAGGUACAAACACAAUGUCAAAGCAUGGAGCAGACUGUUAUCGAUAUACAGAAGCAAAAGUGGCGUAUCUCGGUCUUGGAGGAAGAGAAGUGUCCGCCAAAGGUUGCUUCUGCCCCCAAAACAAAGCCAUUGCCAAAACCAAAGAUUAGCGCCGCGGACGAGGAGUCUCUUCACUCCGAAUCCGAUGUUACUUCUGACUUCCAGGAUGACUUCAUUGACGACUCCGAGGCUAAGGAAGGGAUCUCGUCUGUUCAGAACUUUGAAAACGUGGACAGCGUCGACAGAAGGCAAACACCGGCGUCGACGCCCUCAACGUCCGAAAGCGAUGAUGACAUUAUCAGUCCUUCGGGAAUCAGACGUAAAUCAAGGGCCAAGAGGUCGCCUUUCAUGGCAACCAGCUCACCCUCUCCUGACCCUUCCGGGAACGCGCAACAGGCAGAGAUUAUUGACCUCACAAUGGACUCUCCUGCGGCUUCAGCAGACGAAUUCAGGAUCGAAACGCCGCCACUCAAUCCUGCGCGACCACCCAGGCGGACAGAAUCGGACGACGUUAGCUUGAAGAUCGAAAGAAGUCCUUCAAUAUCUCCUACUCCCCAACUCAGCUCCAAUGUAGUCGUCGAGAUUCCGAAGCGAAGACCCGACAUCAUCAACCGGAAAGCUGAAGGGUCGAAAUCGACGCGCAAGUUCAACACACCAGAUCUGCCUGACCACAAUGAUUUUGAUGGUCUCCUGUCGUACCCUUGGGACCUUCUCGAGGAACGCCACGAUCGCCGUAGAUUGCUUGCAAAGUUAAUUGCAACCAUGCCUGACUCCGAGCGUGAAGAGAUGGCUUCAUUAAUACCUCAAUACGAAUAUGAUGAGUUGAAGGACAUUGUCAAACAGGCUCUCGGAGUUCUUUUGAAAGGCCAGGAGGAGAUGCCCGAACUCGAUAGUGAAAAGAGCCGGCUGUUAAUGCGGACCGCCUCACAAUUCGUGUCAUGGGUGAACUGCAUGUACAUGGAAAAAGCGAUCAGCAGGAAGCGUAUCCGCAAGGCACAGGAAGAAAUUGCUGACUUCAGAGUCUUCCACAAAGAGCUUUGCAAGGGACUAGGACUUUGCAAAGGUCGGAAGUUCGAUAGAGAACCAAGUGAAAAGAGUAUUCGCACCUCAAGCGAGCAUGUCGAUGAGUCGGAGGGAGAAAAGUCUGAACGUGUCAAUGCGCCUCACAGGAAGCGGAAAAAGGAAGUCAAAGAAAGUCAAGAUGCCAAACGAAAUCAAGCAAGUGCACAGCAGCGUGUAGCACGACAGGAAAAAGAGCGAAGAAGGCUUGAACACAAGAUGAAGCUUAUGGGUGUGAGCAACACCGAUCCUACUCGUCAAGCAGUGAGCUUUGGAGACCCAACCAUCUACUUGGAUCCGCAUAUUGGUCAACGCGUAAAGCCGCAUCAACUGAAUGGUAUUCAGUUUAUGUGGCGAGAGCUGAUACAGGACGAGAAGCAACAAGGCUGUCUACUGGCCCACACGAUGGGGUUGGGGAAGACAAUGCAGGUCAUCUCGCUACUCAAUACUAUCUCUGCUGCAGCUGCUUCCAAUGAUCCGAAGAUUAGCGAGCAGGUCCCCGAACGCUUCCACCGAUCACAAACGUUGAUUCUUUGUCCUUCCUCACUGAUCGAUAAUUGGUACGAGGAGUUCCUCAUGUGGACUCCUGAAGAGUCACGCAUUGGCCCUCUGAGAAAAGUUACGGCUUCGAUGAUAGCGGUUUCUGAGAGGUUGCGAGAAGUGUCUGAUUGGGAUAAAGAAGGUGGAAUUCUCAUCAUGAGCUACGACAUAUUCCGCAAGUGGAUACACAAUAAAGAGACGAAAAAGAUGCAGAAGCCCCUACGGGAUGAUGAACAUGCAAAUGUGAGGAAAUGGCUUCUGGAGGGUCCAAACAUUAUUGUCGCCGACGAAGCUCAUAAAAUGAAGAAUUCUACUUCGGGAAUAUCUCGAGCGGCUGUGCAGUUCCGUUCUAAGAGUCGUAUCGCCCUGACUGGUUCUCCCCUUGCUAACAACUUGACUGACUACUUCACCAUGGUGGAUUGGAUUGCUAAAGGCUAUCUUGGGGAAUUUCCUGAAUUCAAGGCAAACUAUGUGGAGCCUAUCGAGGAAGGUCUUUACGUGGACAGCACACACUAUGAGAGAAGAAGGUCGCUCAAGAAGCUUCAGGUUCUCAAGGAGAUUCUUGAACCGAAAGUGAACCGUGCCGCUAUCACCGUGCUGGAGGGUGAUAUGCCGCCAAAGGUCGAAUUUGUCAUCACUGUUCCCCUAACCGAACUGCAACGGGCAGCGUAUGAUUCAUACGUCGAUUCUGUAGUACAGGGGAAGACUGAAGUUGGAACUGCCAAGCUUUGGACGUGGAUGGCAAUCCUUGGGCUGUGCAAUAAUCAUCCAGCUUGCUUCAGGGACAAACUUCUCAGCCGCGCUAAUGAGGCUCAAAGGGCAGGAUCAAGUAUGGAUGAGAUGCUACCGGGUGAUGAACCUAUAACCCAAGCAGGCAUUCCUGAUUCCGAGAAGCUGGUUUCUGAGCAAGAGCGGCUAUUCGCCAAUGUGCCGGACAUGAACGCGCUGAAUCUGUCGUAUCGGGCACAGCUUCUCGACAGGAUCAUCAGCGAGUCAAUCAAGGCCGGUGACAAGGUGUUGGUGUUCUCUCACAGCAUACCGACUCUCAAUUAUGUUGAACACGUCCUCAAGGUCUCCAAACGUAGCUAUCGCCGUCUAGACGGGAAGACCCCCAUCAGCACUCGACAAGCGGCGACCAAGAGUUUUAAUAUCGAUUCUGAGGAGAAAGUGUACCUCAUCUCAACCCGAGCGGGUGGAUUGGGCUUGAAUAUUCCGGGUGCGAAUCGCGUCGUGAUAUUCGACUUCUCGUUCAAUCCCAUCUGGGAAGAACAGGCUGUCGGGCGUGCAUAUCGUCUUGGCCAACAAAAACCGGUAUUCGUUUACCGCUUCAUUGCUGGAGGAACCUUCGAGGAGAUUAUCUACAACAAGGCCAUCUUUAAGACACAGCUCGCCGUCCGGGUUGUGGACAAGAAGAACCCAAUUCGCUGGGCGUCUAAGAAGCUCAAUGAGUAUCUCUUCCCCGCUAAAAUGGUAAAGCAGCAUGACAUUUCCGAAUUUGUGGGGAAAGAUCCUCAUGUGCUGGACAAAAUAAUCAACGAAGACAACGGCGAGGAACGAGCAAUCCGGAAGAUCGCUCUCACCGAGACCUUCCAGAGAGAAGACAACGACAAGCUCACAGAAGAGGAAAGGAAGGACGUCCAGCAAGAGCUCGAUGAGGAACGGCUUAGGCGUACUGAUCCCCAGGCAUACCAGCGGCUGAUAUUUGAGAGACAGAGGAGGGAGGAGCUCGUGAGAGAUGCGGCGAGACGCAGAGAGGCGGAGAGAUUAGCAACCAUGGUGCCCAUGUCUCAGCCUCAAGGGCAAAGCUGGCCUGGCAGACCCAUCCUACCAAUUCACUACGCGGCCGCGCAGCAAGCCCGUGUUCCAUCAUCCCAAGUGCCUUUGCCAUCUACAGCUCCCGCUAGGUCCCAUGAAUGUGGGGACCGUGUUCAUACUUAUGAUGAUGGCCCAUUCGCUCCUGCACAUAACAGGCCCAUUUUGCCACGCUCUCAGUCCAUGUCGAAUGCAGAGCUGGCCGUGUCUCAAAAUGGGGCAGUUGACGGCAAUCAGCCUGCGUAUCGGGCUCAGACCGGGCCGCCGCAGCACGACGGCAUGGUCCCUUCCGCUCUCUCAGAACCGUCUUCGCCGUAUUCGCCGUCCUCGGACCCACCAUUACUCAUAGAAAGCCGCAGUGCGAGCGCUGAGCCGGAGCCCAUGCACUUACCUGACGGGGGCAGCUCGCAACCUACACAGUCCAAGGACGGCAAGAAGGACGGAGGAAGCUCCUGCAAGACGCAGUAG